Molecule: messenger RNA, 21237 nt
Organism: Podarcis lilfordi (Lilford's wall lizard)
Lineage: Eukaryota; Metazoa; Chordata; Lepidosauria; Squamata; Lacertidae
Source: the annotation of a GenBank genome assembly
AUGAAUGGCGGCGAUGAUUGCUCUGUUGUGGAUCGAGGUGGGCGCCUGGCAGUCACACCUGUGCCCGUGGGCUGGCAGCGCAUGGUGGAAGAGGGUGGAGUGCGCUAUAUCAGGUAAGCCUGGCAUUAUAUCUGGUGAUGGGGCAGAUGGGGCUCAUCCACCUGGGAAGGCAGCCCAUCUAGGAGAAGGGAAGCUCUGAUCCUAAACCUGCAUGGCCUUGUGGGAUAUCUUCAGAAGAAGAAGAGGCUAAGGAGUAAACCCUACAGAAAUCCAGAGUGGAGUCCCUAAGACAGUUGGAUAGCACUUUGUACGCCUCUUUCCUGCAACUCCUGCAGCCAAGCUGGUGUCAAAUGUAUUGUUCUGCUUUCCUUUGGACCACAUCAGUGAGGCCAAGAGGGGGGGUCUUGUUGUCUGGGCAGCCCAGGAGCCCCAUACACAGCGUCCAGACUUGCACCCUUUGGUGCUGCUAACGCAACACUUUGACUUCACCCUCGGAGGUGCACUCCAUUGUCUCUGGAGACAGAUGGAUGCCGAUGGUGAGCUUCUUGUUUGUCCCCCUGGUGUACUAGUCCCCUGACACUUCUUUCUUUCUUUCUUUCUUUCUUUCUUUCUUUCUUUCUUUCUUUCUUCUACCCUCCUCCCAUAGUCCCAGCGGCACCAGCCUGGCUUCGUUGGAGCAGACUCGUGCAUACCUGCUGGCGGACGGCACGUGCAAGUGUGGCCUGGAGUGUCCCCUCAACAUGCAUAAGGUACAGAACUUGGGAGAGAGAACCAAAACUGUGCUUGCCACCAGCAGUAGACUCUGGCCUGGAGGUUUUCAACCUUUGCCCAAGUAGUGAGAAUAACAAAAGGAGAACAAAGGUUGACGGUAGGAAUUUUGGAGGAUGUGUUACACCAGGCUUCCUCAACCUCGGCCCUCCAGAUGUUUUGAGACUGCAAUUCCCAUCAUCCCUGACCACUGGUCCUGCUAGCUAGGGAUCAUGGGAGUUGUAGGCCAAAAGCACCUGGAGGGCCGAGGUUGAGGAAGCCCGUGUUACACCGAGUCAGCCCAUGGACCCAAUCUAGCUCAGUGUCCUCUGCACCGAUUGGCAGGGGCUCUCCAGAGCUUUCUGAGAAGGGAACAUUGCCAACUUGACCUGGAGAUGACAAGGCUUGAACCUCGGACCUUUUGCAUGCAAAGCACCUGUUGCACCACUGAGCCAUGGUCGUCCUUCCACUAGUGGCCAGGCCUUUUUCCAGAAAACGGGAGAGUUGGUCAUUUGCUGGGAACCCUAGACUUGCAAAGGGCCACCAGCCCAGCACUACCACCAUUACUGUUCUUGCUUUCUGCAGAGUGCCCAUUCGGGCCAGAGACGUGGGCUGGGGAGGCACCUCUUUGUGGCAGCUCAUUCCACAGCUUUGUAAUUUAGCCCCGGAAACUGGAUACAGAAAACCAGCUCAUCUAGUGCAAGAUCCUCACAGUGGCCAACCAUAAGCCUGUGAGAAGCUCACUAGCAGGACCUGAGUGCAACAGCCCUCUUCCCACUUGCUAUUCCCAGCAUCCUGCCUCUGACAGUGGAGGUAGAUUACAGGAAAUUAAAUAUGGGGAGUGUUGUGUGGAUGCUGCAAUUUUGCACAAGUGCUGGAAAGAACUGCUGGAUGUGGCAUUCACUUUCCUAAAGAUUUCCCGCCUUUUUAAAGGAAGUUUCUAGCCUUUGGUGUUGCAAAGGCACAUUUAAACGUAUGAGAGCAAAGCCUGGUUGAGUCACAGAAACCGGGAGAAGGGGGGCUGUGGGAUAAGAUUUCUACUGGUCUAAGGACGGGGCUCCGGCAUCCUACGAUUCCUUGCUGCUCCCUAUGGGAAGACUAAAUGAGGCAAAACGAGAAAAAAGGCAAAUUGGCUUAAUCUGCACAAUAUCUCAAGGCUGCAGGAUACAGCUUGCAGAGAGUACAUACAAGAGAGAGUUUUCUGCUGUAGAGGUGGAUGCUGCCCUGUUUGGAUUGGGCAUUCCAGCUCUGUGAUCCUCAGGCUAGAAAAAGGUCUGACCCUCUACAGUUCUGCCAAAUUCUGCCCUUUAAUUUGAAGAGCAGCAUGCUAGAUCCGUGAGCGGGGACAUGCUCACCACACUAAGCACCAGUAGCUAUUUUGGAAAGGAACAGAAAGUGUGUGUGUGGCUUGGUUGGGGUCAGAUCUUGUCAUUCAGCAGCAGCAGAAGCUGGCAGUGCAUCCAGGGCUCCCUUCUGCCAACAGCACAUUCCUAGCUCUUCACAGUGCAGGGGCUUUCCAGCUCUCCACCUCAGGGAAACCUGUUCCGAGUCGGCUGUCAUUUGCCAAAGAACCUCUGCAUGUUGCAGAAGAUUCUGGGGGGAAAUAGGGAUGCUCCAGGGUGCUUCACACAGAGUCCCAAGUCAGGCCUUUUGCUGACAUUCACUCUGUGUGACCAGAGCAUGCUAGGACACACCUGGCACACAUGCUGCUGCUGUUCAUUUCAAGGGAAGUUGCCUUUGCAGGAAGGGAAAGGGCCGUAGCUCAGCAGGUAGAGCACCUGCCUUUCAGGCAGAAGGCCCCAAGUUCAGUCCCUGGCAUCCUCAGGGCUGAACCGAGAGACUUCUGUUCAACACCCUGGAGAACCACAGCCAGCGUAGUAAUACUGAGCUAGACCACCCGAUAGUCCAUUGUUUCUUCUCCUUUGUGGCUGGACAGAGCCACCUGCUGCAUAGGGGACAGUUGUAACCAGAGCUGUUUGUGAGCAACCACACCACACACAUGUAGAAAUCAGACUGCCUUUGGCACCCUAAGAAUCUCAGCUUUCGUUUUUUUAAAGAACAAGGUACUAGUCCUUUUUGAUGCAAAGACACGUUUGAAAACAUGUGAACGGUGUUUGGAGAAAGAAGGCGGAGGGGAGAUGACUAAGAGGUCAGAGGGUUGUGAGGAGGGCCAUUGCUUAAGUGUUCUCCGUGGCUCUUUGCUUGUCCCCCUGUCCCAGGGCUAACAGACAGAAUUAAUUGUGCAAACUGUAUGCAGAUUGAUUUGAUUUGCACAGUUUAUUCAGGUUUCAGGAUUCAGUCUCCGCUGGUGCAGAAUUUAGGUUGGAGCUUUGUGGGCGUCUGUUUUUCUCUGAAGGUCCAGCUGCUUUCCAGCCAUUGGGAUGACCCUCCAUUCUAGUUUCUUGCUUUAAGGAUGACUGUAUGUGGAGAAGAAUUGGUGAAAGAAUCAGCGCAAGUUUGCAUUAUGGGGUCAUUAAGGUAACAGUCAUCAUUAGUGUGCUGCGUUGGACUGGAGAAAGCAGGAUUCAGAUCCCUGCUCAACCACAAAGCUCACUGGGUAUCCUCGGGUCAUUCAAAAUGUCAGCCUAACUCCCCACCCCCAGGUUGUAGUGCCGAGGGCAGAACCAUAUAUGCCCCUCUGUGAGUUCCGUGGAGGAAGGGUGGGUUUAAAACAGGGUUGGGGCACCUUUGGCUGUCCAGGCACCGAAUGACCACAAUCCCCAUCAUUCCUGACAACUAGGCCAUGCUGGGCCUCUUAAGGUGGGUUCCAGCACCUCACAGGUGGGCACUAUUGCCAUUCUAAAAGAACGAGGGAGGCGUUUAUGGUGAGUUCUGGCACCUCUUUUUCUAGAAAAAUGGCACUGGCAACAACCCUGUGAGGUAGGUCAGGCAGAGAGGCAGUGACUGGCCCAGGGUCACUCAGUGAGCUUCCUGGCUGAGGGGAUUUGAACCCUGGUCUCCCAGGUUUUAGUCCAGUACUCUAACCACUGCACCACAUUGACUCUAACUUGGACCACAAGAAAUGGCCUGACUCCCACUGCAGUCUCUUUUUAUCACCUCGUUCCCCUGGACUGGUCAGGUGCCCUCCUGUUUUUAAGUAUUUUCUUCCCACCCCGUCAUGGUUAGGUUUUCAACUUCGACCCAGCAGCAAUGGUGACAGGGAGUGAAGGAAGCAAGGGCGACGAGGACAUGACCAAGCUGUGCAACCACCGGCGGAAAAUUGUGGCUAUGGCCACGCUGUACCGCAGCAUGGAGAGCCAUGGACCCCUGAGCCUGCCACACCUGGGGCCAGGUAACUGUGUUCUCCCACACGGGGCCAUAUUCCUUCACUGUUCUUUUUGGUAGCACUGUAAACCUGGCCAGUGCUAGGGACUGGGAAUUGGCUUAGCCAGCCAGCCUAUUCAACCCCUGUGUGAGUCAUUUGCUCUGGGCUUUUUCCAUUUGCAUUCCAUUCCUGCCAACCUAGCAGUUCAACCUAGCACGUCAAAGUGCAAGUAGAUAAAUAGGUACCGCUCCGGCGGGAAGGUAAAUGGCGUUUCCGUGUGCUGCUCUGGUUCGCCAGAAGCGGCUUAGUCAUGCUGGCCACAUGACCCGGAAGCUGUACACCGGCUCCCUUGGCCAAUAAAGCGAGAUGAGUGCCGUAACCCCAGAGUCAGCCACGACUGGACCUAAUGGUCAGGGGUCCCUUUACCUUUACUUUUUCCAUUUAGGAGACCUGCUUAAAUGGGUGCUCACACAUCAAAUUCAACCUGUGUACACAAAUAUUUAAUCUGUACGCUCAUAAAGUUAUUCGCGUGUAAUAUUCUGUGAGUGUGCAGUUUGUAUACCUGUGUUCACAGCAGUUGAGCUGUACAAAUCAGCAAGUGUGCACUCUUUUCACACAAGCACUUGCACAUGUGUCCAAACACCCUGUACAAAUAUUCAGUGUAAUGUGUGAACGACCCUACAGAGACACAAGGGGAAUGGCCCUCUAAUUAUUUGUAUGUUAUGUUUAUUGUUGUUCGAUAAUUGAGAUUAUGUAAAGUAAAAGAAGGGACAUGGGUGGCGCUGUGGUCUAAACCACUGAGCCUAGGGCUUACCGAUCAGAAGGUCGGCGGUUCGAAUCCCCGCGACGGGGUGAGCUCCCGUUGCUUGGUCCCUGCUCCUGCCCACCUAGCAGUUCGAAAGCACGUCAAAGUGCAAGUAGUCCAGCGGGAAGGUAAACGGCGUUUCCGUGCGCUGCUCUCGUUCACCAGAAGCGGCUUAGUCAUGCUGGCCACAUGACCCAGAAGCUGUCUGUGGACAAACGCCAGCUCCCUCAGCCUGGAAAACAGGAUGAGCACCCAGAGUCAUCCGCGACUGGACCUAACGGUCAGGGGUCCCCUUACCUUUACCUUUAAAGUAAAAGAAACAUGUAAAGAAAAACAAGUAACACUGUGGAUACUCCUAAAGUGGGAUAUAACUUUUAUCCUUUCACACUACAAGUAAUAUGAAGUCACAUGUACCUCAACAGUGAGAAAAAUUGUGCUUCAGACAGCACAGAUUUGGGCAAUGCCAAUAUAACUGCUGAACAACGUCCCCAAGGAAGAAUUAGGAACGUCUCAUGUAUUUGACAUCAGCUUUAUCUUAAACAUUAAUAUUUUUUUUUUGCAUCUGGUGACUUUUGUCUUCUGUAUCUGCUCCACAUCAUCCAGUACCACCAGAGUCAUCACUUGCAUUGCCAUCAUCAUUAGUUAAUGCAAAGAUAGUGGUUUAGAAAGUAUAUAUUUUAAAAACCCCUGAAAUAUUAACUUUGCUUAGGCCCGUGCAGUUUGCUUUUGCAGUGAUUUCCUUUUGCAUCUGUUGCUUUUUUAUCUGUUUCCAGGGCCCAGCUUGACCCAGCUGCCUCACCCAACCACACCAGGGCCCAGCAGUCGCCCACAGCAGAUGCUUCCCAGCAAAACCUCCACCACCCUGGCGAAGGGCCCUGAACUCUACCAGCAGUGCCCCUCGGAUCGCUAUGGCAACACCUGGUCCAGCCCCAGCUCCACUUUCCCCCGCCACCACAACACUCUCUUUGGGGAUGUCUUCCCAGGCCGCCUGCCUGCCACCACCAAUGGCAACACCCGGCCGUCCUUCCCAACUGAACUGAGUGCUGUGGGGGGGCCUUUCCUGCCCAGCAAGGCCCUCCCAGACACGCUGUCCCGGCCCUACCCCCCUUCCAGCUGCCUCCUCUUCCCCCCGCCAGAUGAGGCGGCGUCCAGCCAGGAGGGCGGCCCCUGGAGCAGCCGGCCGGUGCCUCUGGGGUCUCAGACCAGCACCACAGGCUCACCCGCCCCCACCACCCUCUCCUCCAUUUCAUCGCCGGCAGGCAGCACCGAGCCGUCCCCGCAGCGCUCUCGGCACUCCUCGGCUUCCUCGGAGCAGGGCCUCUCUGGACACCGCCCAGCUGCCAGGCCCCCCGGCUUGGACGCAGCGGCCCCAGCCAAUGCCUUAACCAACCAAAGCAGCAAUAACCUGCCCUCAGUGCCCUUAGGAGUUGCCCCGGAAGGCAAAGGACCGCCCAGCCUGCUGCUGCUCCACCCUCCGGGCCCAGGCUCCUUCCCAGCCAGCAGCUUGUUGAGUGCAGCCGCCAAGGCCCAGCUGGCCAGCAGGGGGCGUCCCGACGAGCUGGCUGCCAGCACUUUACCCAGCCGCUUGCUACUGUCCAUGGUGGGCGGGCGAGCGCCCAGGCGGCAGCGCCGCUCUCCCACCGUCCUGCGCCUGCUCAAGGACUCCCACUCGGUGGGGCAGGCGGGGGGGCUCGCCCAUCCGGAGGAGACGCCGACCCGACACCCCCGGCCUCGGGACCAGCUGCCUGCAGGGGAGGCCAAGAAUGGACCCCCCAGCUCCGGGGCUCCGGCUCAGCCGCUCUCGUCCCUGCUCAGCCUGCUCGCUCCCCCCGUGAGCUCACUGGCCGCCCCAGGCCUCCCGCCGGUGCCCCUGACCCCCGCUGGCGACAGCCCCAGCCCUUUGCCCUCCUUCCAGGACUUCAACAGCCAGCUCCUCAGCCUCUUUGGCCAGCUGGCCUCGGCGUCUUCUGAACAGAUCUCAGGGAGCCCCCCACAGCCAAAACCGCCUGCCUCCCCACUCGGAUCACACGGCACCCCAGGUAGGUCCGUGCGUCUGUAGGUGGGUGGUGCCCUUCACAGAGGCAAACUCCUUCCCCACCACACCACCUCUGAGGGCUGGAAAGACCGGGGGGAAACUCACCCCUGGAGGCAGUGAGGUGUCUGCUAUAUGUCUCCUUCCCAAGGAUGGGGAAACCUGUGGCCCUCCAGAUGUUGUGGAACUACAACUCCCAUCAGCCCCACUCAGCAUGGCCAGUAGGAUGGGAAUUGUAGUUCAGCGCGUUCUGGCUGAAGCCCAGGCUUGGCUCACUUGCCUUGAGCUAUGUUACUCGGCCACAGCCUUUCCACCCUCAGCAGCUGUUGUAGCUGCAUUGGGAUUACAGCCUCGCUGUGUGUGAACAGCAAGCGAGAAUGUUCCCCUUGGUCAAGCCUUGCCUCAGUCAACAUCUAGUAACUAGUAUCAUGCUAGCUUUUAUUUCUCAGGGCCAAACCAGGCUUGGCAUUUUUUUUGUUCUAAUUUUAAUGGGGUUGCAGGUGGUUCUGCAUCUGAUCAGAGCAGCGGUGGUGCAGAAAGGUGCUUAACCUUUUCUCUCAGACAGUUUUCCUGAUCAAAAUCAGCCCCUCAUUUCACCAGCUGUUUUGCAUUGUGUAUAUACUGGAUUUCUGUUUUCCACAGCAAGAAAAGCAGCACAGGUCGCACUUGGAUCAGGAAAAUGGCCUGUAGGUUAAACUCCCUUCCACUAAUCCAGCUAGAUUUGGGGUAAAAACCAAACCUGUGUGGGGACACACCACAUGCUUCUGUCCACAUAGUUACUGUGGCCCUGAGCUUUUAUACAUGGGGGGUACAAAAAAUCCAGGUGCGCAGUAGCUGGGUCUGGUGACUGGGUUGCCUCAAAGCUCACAAGGCUGUUUGCUUCUAGCCGGUGCCUAGAAAAUUUUGCUACCUCUUUACUUAGGGCGGGGCCAUAAUUCAGGGAUAGAGGACAUAGUUUGCAUGCAGAAUGCCCCAGGUUAACUCCCUGGCAGAUAUCAGGGGAUGUUGAAGACCUCUCUGCCUGAGAACCUGGAGAGCAAUCGCUAGCCAGGAGAGACAACGUGGGCUGUAUGGACACAUAAUCUGGACUGGUAUUCUUUUAUCUCUUUAUUUAAUCUUUACCUGACUCUUCAGCUGAAAAAGCUCAAAGAGCAGUUUAUGUACAGUCAAUGAAAGCAAGGCAGUCCCUUCCUGCAGGCUUACAACCUAAAAUAAGGAAAAAAGGAAUGGGUAGGGAAGAGCAAGGGGCAGGGAAGCAAAGCCAGCCCUCAGUUUUUAAAUAGGAGAGUUCAUAAUUGAGAUGGGGAGCAGAACUACUAAUGUGCAUCUUAUCUCUGUGCAGUAGGCUAAUUUCUCCACACACCCCUGUUUCCUCCACCCAGAUACGCCAGAGGCAUUAUCAGAGUUCCUUGGCAGAUUCUAGUCAGGGGAAAACAGUCAAAGAGGGUUCCAAGCAGGGUUAGGGAGGGGGUGGCCUGGGGAGGGGAGGGGAGGGGAGAGGUGGCUGGGGUAGUUGUGCGCUUCCAAGCGCCAGAUAGAUCAGGAGGACUGCAUUCAAGCCUGGUCCAGAUUCCCCACACCUGCUUUACAUGACCAGCUGGGAUGGAAGGUGUUCAGGUCCCUCAGCAGAACCAAUGUCAUGGUCCUGCUUGCCACCUCCCUAAGGCAGCUGAAAGUAUUGCUUGCAUAAUGAAUGCAUAGUCUUUUGAGUCAAAAAGAAAAACUAAGCAAGCAGGGUGGUUUCAGACACUGUGGAGAAAGAAGCGGGGAGACAUGUGAGUGCCUCUCUCCCUGCUAGAGAGGUAGGAAGGUUGUCUUCCACUGACGUCGGCAGAAGUCUUGCAAGCACUGUCGGUCUGGUCCGACACAGACCCACAUUUUCUCCCCUUCAGCCCUGGCUACUUGGCACUGCCCAUUCCUUUCUAUCCUUGGCCUUUUAAAGAGCAUGUCCCAAACAGCAAGACACAUCGUGGUUUUACACAAUGAUUUUUCUGAGCUUCACUUUGACCCCAUUGCCCUUCUUCACAGAAAUAGCUUAUAGAAUUGUACAGUUGGAAGGGAUCUCAGUGGUCAUCUAGUCCAACCCCCUGCAAUGCAGGAAUAAAUAUGAGCUAUGAAGUAAUAAUGAAAAGAUGGCAAAAGGAACCCAUGGACUUUCCCUCAGCACCAAAACUCUCGCAGAUUUAGAAUUCAGAAUUAGAAUCACAAUUCCCCCCCCCCCCCACGCCUCCAUUGCCCUUCUUGUCUUCUCCUCUCUUGAAUUUUAGACCAAGAUCACUGAGGCAGGGACCGGUUCUCUUACAAUCUGUGAAGCAACAUGCACAUUGGUGCUACUAUUUACAUAAUCAUAAAGGAUCAGGGGUGUCUUUCAUGGCAGAAAACAGGGCUCCCAUGUAGGCCAGAGCCCCUGGACUUAUCUCUGCUAAAAGAAAAAAGUUAGUACUCUUUCCAAUCAAUAUUCUGGAAACAUUGUCCAGAAAUGGUGGAUUCCCUUGCUUGCAAACUGUUCCUAUACCUUACAUUAGGGAGGUUUUUGGGAGGGGCAGGGGCCGCAGCCCCCCAGGUGACUCCCAUCAUUCCUGAUUGCUGGCUGGACUGAUGGGAGUCCUUAACAUCCAAAGGGUCACAUAUUCCCCAUUUCUGUACUUGUACUUUCUGCCUACCUCCUUUCACCAGUGCUGCUAGGAACAGGGGAAGCUGCCUUAUACUAAAGCAGAUCAUCGGUCCCUAUAGCUAAGACCUGUCUGCAUGCUGACUGCCAGUGUCCUGCCAGGGUUUCAGACUGGGAACAUUCUGGGCCUCCCAAGAGAUGUCAGGACCUUCUGCAUGCAAAGCAGAUGCUCUACCAGUCAGCCAGGAUGCUUCCGUUUUGCACCUGGAGCUCAUUCCUCCAGCCCAAACUGCAUGUUUACAUCAACCAUCCAUGCAAAUUCUGCCACACUGCUCUAACUAGCAGGUGGGCUUCCCCCAGUCUGGACUACAGAGUUGGGGAACUCUAACCCUUCCCUGCACAGGGAGAAUCCCUCCCGAGGCACUUAGUAGCUUUGCAAGGAAGGGGGGAUUUUUUCAGCAGGAUCACCCUGGGGGAGACAUCGUUUAACCUCUUGCCUUCCAAACCACAUUCUGAUAGAGGUUCCUUUGUGUCUGCUAUUUAGCAUCAAGAAGAAGAAGAAAGGUUCAUGGCAGGGGAGGGCAAAUGGGGUGCUGCCCCACCCACCUCACUCUGCCCUCAGCCAGGCCCCACUGGCCUAUCCAGUUUAGGGCGUGGCACUGCCUGCUAGACUCCUCCAUCUCAGUCUUGCUCUUGCAGGGAGGAUGAAGACACACUAGCAUUAGCUGUCUCUGCCUGUCAUCGGCUCUACCUGCUGCUGGGCUGCCUUGCUUCCACCCCAGCAGCCCCAGUGGGCAUCACCACUGACUCCCAGAACUUGGCAGCAAAGCGUGUUAGCAUCAGGGGUCCCUCCUAUCAUGGCAGAAAAAGCCACACAGGUGGAUGCUCCCAAGAAAGCACAGCAAUGUGCAGAAGGUGGUUUGCACACCUUGGAUGCUAGCAGUGGGCAAUCUUUUCUUUACUUCUCCGUAGCCGUCAGCAGCGCUUCCAUAAAGGCAGAGCCCUUCUGGCUCACGGAACAGUUUUGCUUGUCCAGCCAAGGAACUGGCUAUUGCUGCCUCCGCACAGCUGUGCAGCAGACGUUGUAUUAAGAGGAGCUUCAGUAAGAGUAACCAGGUGCAAAGUAGGGGAGAGAGCCCCUGCAUGUCUAAUAGCUGUGCAGAAGACGGAAUUUAGUGAGGACAGCAUUUUUCAUCGCUGCAGCUCUUAGGGUCUGGAUACAGCACUUUCCCAGCCCUGUCUUCAGAUGGCAGGGACUGAGCCUGGGGCUUUCUACAUGUGGAAUAUGUUCUUUGCCAUUGUGCUGUGGCCCCUCCCAUGACACAAAGUACACUGCCCCUCCUCUCUUCCACUGCACCGACUUCAUCUUCAUCCUAUACCUGGCGUAGAAGCCAGCCAGAAACAAAGCCUUGUAUUUUUCUGCAGCUGAGCUAUGAUGGAGGCUGAGAAUUAUUUGAUGUUCAUCAUCUUGUAGGUGGAGCAUGGUGCAAGUGCUAGCAAAAGAGCCAGGAAGAGUCUAGUGGUGUUAGCUAACCAGGAAAGUAACAGCCUCACCUGCUCCUUUACUUUGCUCUUUAAAAAAGAUGAACAUCAAAUAAUUAUCAGCAUCUAGCUGCAGAAAAUCCAGCAUCCAGCUGCAGAAAAAAUUCUGAGUUGUAGAAAUUCUUUGUUACACUUUUUAUCCCACCCUUUCUCAAAGGAGCUCAGAAUGAAGUACAUGGUGGCCUUUCCAUGCCGUGUCAUCUUCCCAAUAACCCUGUGAGGCAGGUUAGGCUGAGAGAUGCUGCCCAGCUCAGAGCAAAGCUCAGCACACUAUUUAUUUUGUUCGAAAUAUUUAUAUGAAUCACCUAUACUCAAAGAUUUCUAAGUGAUUUACAGUAGAAUAAAAUACAGAAUGAUAUUCAUCGUAAAUAAAUCAGUAGCGUAUCAAAAGGUGACCAUGUAAAAUUAACCUUCCAGAAAUUCUUGAAAUGAAAAUGUUUUCAUGUCAUGCUGAAAUCUGUCCAAUGUUGGUGCUUGCCUCCCUCACUUCCACAGGGAGGGUGCUCUCAAUAAUAAUAAUAAUAAUAAUAAUAAUUUAUUAUUUAUACCCCGCCCAUCUGGCUGGGCUUCCCCAGCCACUCUGGGCGGCUUCCAAAAUUUUUUAAAAAUACUAUAAUACAUCAAACAUUAAAAGCUUCCCUAAACAGGGUUGCCUUCAGAUGUCUUCUAAAAGUCUGGCAGUUGUUGUUCUCUUUGACAUCUGGUGGGAGGGCAUUCCACAGGGAAGGCGCCACUACCGAGAAGGCCCUCUGCCUGGUUCCCUGUAACUUGGCUUCUUGCAGUGAGGGAACCGCCAGAAGGCCCUCGGUGCUGGACCUCAGUGUCUAGGUAGAAUAAUGGGGGUGGAGACGCUCCUUCAGAUAUACUGGACCAAGGCUGUUUAGGGCUUUAAAGGUCAGCACCAACACUUUGAAUUGUGCUCGGAAACGUACUGGGAGCCAAUGUAGGUCUUUCAAGACCGGUGUUAUGUGGUCUCUGCGGCCGCUCCCAGUCACCAGUCUAGCUGCCGCAUUCUGGAUUAGUUGUAGUUUCCGGGUCACCUUCAAAGGUAGCCCCACAUAGAGUGCAUUGCAGUAAUCCAAGCGGGAGAUAACCAGAGCAUGCACCAUUCUGGUGAGGCAGUCUGCGGGCAGGUAGGGUCUCAGCCUGCGUACCAGAUGGAGCUGGUAAAUAGCUGCCCUGGACACAGAUUUGACCUGUGCCUCCAUGGGUAGCUGUGAGUCCAAAAUGACUCCCAGGCUGAGCACCUGGUCCUUCAGGGGCACAGUUACUCCAUUCAGUACCAGGGAAUCCUCCACACCUGCCCGCCUCCUGUCCCCCCAAAACAGUACUUCUGUCUUGUCAGGAUUCAACCUCAAUCUAUUGCAGGGGCUGCUGCCCUAAAUGCUGUUAUGAGUAUAGAGAGUUUUGAUUUCUAAGUUCAACUCCUGGCUGUGAUGUAGCUAGCCUAUCCACCCUACCAUGAGUAGGAAAUGGAGUCCUCCAAAUGUUGCUGGACUAUAACUCCCAUCAUUCCUGACCAUUAAUCAUUCUGAGUGGGGCUGAUGGGAAUUGGAGUCCAAGAACAUCCGGAAGACCACUGAUUCCCCAUCCCUGCUCCAUACCACGGGGACUCCAAUUAGCAGGGGGACUUUUCUGAGCUGGGAGAUGAACCUUGCCGCUUGCUGGUGUAUACAGAUCAGACUGCUGUUAAGGGGCAAGUUUAAAGGCUGGCUACCCCAAUGGGGAGCCGAACAGAACUGAGUGGCUGGAUGGUGGUGUCUCAGGAGGUGCUCUGCAGUGUCACAGAAGACUUCAUAGCCAGACUAUCUAUCUGAUGCCUCAGAAGCAGGAUUAUUAUAAUUCCAUGGGUUGGUGGGGAAGACACAGGUCUCUUGAGCCUGAAAUAAUUGCAUGGCAAAAAACGUAGAGGUGCAGGCAGCGCCAUGCUGAGAUAAGCACCCUCUGUUGAAUUUUGUCUGCCACACAACUGCAAAGAAGGUGGUGAAUUAAGGCUGCAGUCCUGCACGUGCUUAACGAAGGAAUAAGUUCCGUUGAGCUCAGCAGGAUCACCUUCUGAGCAUACAUGGAAACCAGGCCUCUCGUGGGCCUCUUCUGAACAAGCCCUUCUGGGAAGGUGCAAGCAUGGGACAGUGUAUUGGGGAGAGAGUCCUUGAGGCGCCGCGUUGCUCUUCCUCAGUGUCUGUGCCUUUCUUGUCCCUUUCUAGGUGCCAGUUCCGCUUCACCUCUGACUCCCAAAGCCCCGCCGGCAGCCAGCCCUGUCCCCACCAGUGCAAUGGAAGGCGGGGGCCUGGGCUGCCCUGUGGCCUCGGGCCCCGACCCCUUCCCCUUCCUGGCACAGGAGCAGGCGCUGCCUUUUGGGAACGCUCUACCUCCCGGGCUGCUCCCACUGGGCUCCUUCCCCUUCUCGCUGACGCUGGGCCCGGAGACGCCACUGCCGCCUCUGAACCUGCAAGGGGACCCCGAGGGGCAGCCCUUGCUGCCUCUGGUGCUGCCCGGCCUGGAUUUGCUGCACCAACCCAGCGGACUCCUGGCAUCGCUGCUGGGGCUGCCAGAGGCGACGUGCGAGGUGGAGAGGGAGGCAGCCGCCACGGAGCCCCUGCUGGAGCCCUUCACUGGCCUCCAUGAAACUCUGCAGCCCCUGCUCUUCCCAGCACUUUCCACCCCUCCAGCUGUCCUAGCUUUAAAUUCAGCACUGCUGGCGACCAGCCUAGGCCCUUCUGACCCUGGGCCAGGCCCCCCACAGGUAAGAAAACUGUAGGCGGGCUUUGCCGGGGGCUGCUUGUUCCUUUUAAGAGGAAGGUAGAAGUUGCACAGGUGCAGCUUCUCCUCUCACAGGGCACUGGGGAGGAGGGAGGGUGGAAUGGAAGGAACUGCAUUUAGUGAAUACCAGCCAGGCUCAAAACUCUUAAAGGGGCCUUUUGCAAUGUGGUCACAGAUUGAAAGCAGGUGGGAGGAGGAGAUGACAGCCGCAGGAAGCAUGGGGCUUGCACACACCUGAAAAGCAAUGUUUUCUGUCUUUCUUUUAAACUAAUGGUGGAACAGUCAUUAUUUUAUAUGGUGCCACUUUGCAGAGGCCCAUAAACAACAUCCAUGGCCCAAGGAGUUUCCAUAAUUUGUCUAUCGUCAUGUGGGUGGAGGUGGAGUGAUUCUAUACCCCUCAAAUACUACAGAGGGGUGCAGUGCAACUCUGCCCACAGAAUCCCUGCCAAUCAUUGCUAGGACAUCCAGCGUCGGGGGAUGGGAGGCAGAGCUCUGCCCUCACCAAAAUAGCAUCCCAAAGUGUAAUGCCGAAGUGUAGCAUCAAAAGCAGGAAGACAGGCAUUUACUCUCUAGCGAGGGGCUAGUAAGGAAAGGGCUCUCCAAGAUCCAUGUGGGACUGGGAGCUACAUGCCCGCUUUGCUCGUAGUGCCCUGUGUCUGGGUCUCAUUCUUGGUCAUGCUGUAGUGUUAUGGAAUGCCAGGAAUUAAUAAUGAAGAAUGAGAUCGACAUUUGCAGGCUCAGCUGACCUGCCAUAUUGCACAGAUAGGAGCAAGCACGGCUGCUCUAAAAGAACGAAAAUUCUGCAGAGGGUGGGAUGUGGCAACACUGAGCCAUAGCAACAGGCGCUCUCCCCAAAUCAGCUGCUGGGCUUGCCCUGCCCCUUGGCUCCCACCUCACCCUCCGCUGCUUCUUCCGCCCCAGACUGGCCUGGCUGGCACUCCUGUGGCACCUACCUCCACCAGCGCAACAUCAACGACUACUGAGGGCGCCCCUAGCACCUCAGGGCGGCUGCAUCCCCUGAUGCCUCAGCUUGUGAACCCACUGCUGAGCACCACACUUCUGGGUGAGUUAAACCCCUUCUUUCUGCAGGGCCAACUCCUGGGAAGGUGAAGAAGUUAAGGCACGACAGGGCGGGGGGGGGGGAGCUAGCACGAGCUGCAGCCACAUACUAACCUGUCUGAAAUGGUGGGACUGGGAUUGAACAGGGCCUGGAUGUAGUUGUGUCACGGCAGAAAGAAAUAGUCCUGCUUUUACAGCUUUAUAUUGUUGGCCCUUCCACCCAUUCUGGUUUAUUAUUUGGGCCUCUAGUUGAAAAGGAAUCACAGCCACUCUGAUACUAUGCAUUCUUUAAUGCUCCACAUAGGGUCUGGUCUCACACACACACACACAGACACCCGGCAACAGAAACCAUGAAAGGAGCCAAACUGACAAUAAAAAAACAUGUGGCCAAGGUCACCCAGUCAGCUCAUUGAGGUGGUGAUGGGGAAACACCCCUCUGACUUCUGUUUACUUGCAUUCUCCCUCUUGAUCCAAGGCUGGGAAACUCAGGCCCUCCAGAAGUUUGGACUCCAAUUCCCAUCAGCCCCUCUCAGCAUGGCCUAGGACCAGGGAUGAUGGGAGCUGUAGUCCAGCAAGAUCUUGAGGGGAACAGGCUCCCCCAUUUUUUGGGGGUAUUUUGGGCUCUCACGUUUUCAGGCUUUGGAUUCCAGAAGUAUUUGAAAGCGGAAACGUGGAAGAGCUCUAUGUACAUGCAGCUGCACAUGUCUAAAUUAUUCCACUGCAGUUGACAGCAGGUGUAUGUGUAGAAGUCGCUUUCACCCUUUUGGAGGGACAAUCCUUUAGUCAGUAUAUAUUGGGCAGGGGUAGAGAACAUACGAAAACAGGUGCUGUUACAGCUCUUGCGGUGAGGCACCUUGGAGCACCCUGGGGACGGUUGUGUGAGAGUGACAUUGUUCACGGCCUGGCCUCCUUCUCUCCACCAUGUAGGUGACCUGUCAGGGCUGAACCCAGGCUCCAGCCCAUCGUUGAUUGGAAACCCUCUUCUCCAGGCCCAGCAGCCGCUUCUGCCACCCAGCCUGCAAGGGCCACUGGGACUCCAGCUUUUCCAAGGGCAGCUGCCCCUGCUGGCCGCCUCCAACCCCCUGGCCUGCCUCCUCCAGAGCUUGCAAGUAAGUGGAGAGCCGAGGGCUGUAUCCGGCUUCCAAGGGUGAGGCAGCGUUCAGAAACACCCCCCAGAUUCAGUACUUGGGGAAAAUGCUUUUGAGUGUUUUUAAACUCACAAAUGUACACAAAUAUGCUGCAUUAGCAUUGCUUACUUUGCUAUAUUUGGGCUAUUUUAGAAUGUUAUAGGAUGGGUUAGGAGUGUUAUGCUUGACAACUCUGUGAGGUGAAGAGUGAGUGCCAGGGGCAAGGCCUAAAGUACAUAAUUGACAGUAGUCAACAGCUGUUUUAGAAGGAAAAGCUGAUUUCGGUAAGGGUGAUCAGAAGUGUGAGGGUGGGGAGUUGCCACCCAUCAGGAUAGGGUUUUCCUGGGCUCUUGUUCAUGUGUGUUUACAUGUAACAUGUAUUUUAGGCCAGAGUGGGGAUUAGACCCUGGAUCUCCUUAGUCAAAGCCCAACACUGUCCAAUAGGCUGGUUCACUGGGAUGGCGAAGGAUUAAAAAGAAGCAAGGUGAGAUGAGCAAUUGAAGCAGGAAAAUAGAGCCUCUGUCUUUUUGGGAGCAGGGGUAGGCACGCCCUGGGUGCUGCUGGACUCCAGCUCCCAUCAGCCCCAGCCAGCAUGACCAAUGGUCAGGGUUGAUGUGAGUUGGAGUCCAACAUCUUCUGAAACACCACAGGUUCCCCACCGCUGGACUUUGGGAAAGAAAUAGUAACACAGGGUGUUGCUGAAAAGACGAAUGUUUUGAAUACUGAGGCCAGCUUUAAUGGACUCAGCAGAAGUGAAUUUAAAUACGCUUUUGGAGAAGCAGUCUUUGCAGAGUUCUGACGGAUUUCCUCCGCUGUCUUGUCUCUUUUUGCCAGCUGAGCUCUGGCUUUGGCGUCCCAGAGAAGUCCGUGCAACCGAGUGAAGCCCCAGCCCCAGCCUUGGCCAGCGGGGCCCCUGCAGCAGAGACGGAGCCAGGCCACAACACUGCGUUGCCCCCCCCUUGCACGGACGCUGCCCCUACAAGUGCCUUAGAGCCGCCCAGAGCCCUCGAGCCAGCCAGGCAAGGACAGCAGGAGGCCCCCCUGGGGCAGGAGGCCAGCAGCUCGCGCUCCCCGCUCAAGCGGCCCCGUCGCGGCGCGGAAGACCUGAAUGGAGACUCCGGCAGCAGCCUCUCUCGGGGGCCGGGGCGGGGCGGCAAGUCUGGACGGCGAGGGGGCGGGCGGGGCAGGGGCAGGCGGCACUUCAACGGCCAGCUUCCCGACUUGGGCGCAGGGCACCCGUCCCAUCCCGCCUGGCGCUGCAACGGGGAGAUGGUGGCCAGCAGUGCUGAAAGCCAAGCGGGCCCUUUUGCUGUCCAGGAGAUAAAGGUACGUCAGGUGCCGAAACAAGGGGGACAGGGGGUGACUGGGAAAUGGGCUCCACCGUGACUUGGCUAAGGGGUGGGGGAGGGAGCACAGCUUGCAAGGCCCCCUUGCUAUUCAGGGGCAAGCUGUCUCCUGCUUUCCUGAUGCUGCGGACAAAUGGGAUGGCUCUGCCGUGAUGGACAGCUACCCAUCCAUAUUGCUGGCCAUCUGAGUUGGACACCACAUGCUGGACUAGGUAGACCUGAGGCCUUUGUGCACCAAUGCGCUUCUAAUGCUGCUGUUUUCAGCAUAAGGAAUGCCUCUGGUUUGAGCCCUUGCUUCUGCAUUGGCUAUGAAGGCUGAGCUGCAAUAGUGUUCAGUGAGGCUGCUAGGGAGCUUCACAUACAAGCCUCAACCAGUCUGAAUGAAGCAUUGGGUUUGCGCACUCACGCCCGACACCCUUGCAUAGCCAGGAAGAGGGUGUCCAUCGGUCUCACUUUUAUCUCAGUUUAGCAUUCAAACUGGGGGUUCUGGUUUCUAAAAGACGGACCAGUUUAAUAAGUCAGUGAGUUUGAAGUUAGCUUGUUAUGAAACUAAAAUUGACAGAGCUCUUCAGGGCCGCUUGGUAGGAAGAGGUCAGGGGAGCACAUGAGCCUUGUGGGAUAUUCAAAGUGGCCUUUGCAUAGUGGUCCUGAGGAGUCCAGGGAUUGGAAGAUGGACAAACUGGGUGGAGCUGAGUGGGCAAAUGGAUGGCUCCAAGGACGCUGGGAGCAGGAGGAGGGGGAGGAGAUGCAGAUGCUCACCUUCCAGUCAUCCUUCUUGCAGGGCCCUCCUGGAAGGCGACCAGCCCGACGUGGCCGGAGGAGAAAAAGCAGGUGAGGACCAUGUCCCAGAAAGGAUGGGGCUCAUGGCAGAAGCUAGAGCAAGGUUGGGGGCCACUGAAAGUGUCUUCCUUCUCUGUAAUCCACCCUUGUUUUUUUGCAGUGGUGCCCGGCCCAGCGCCCGACCUGAAGCUACACGGAUCCGGGGUCCCAGUGCUGAUCCAGGGCCCAGCCCAUUGGUAAGUGCCACCCCACCCCACCCCAAUGCCACCUCCUUCAGAGUGGUAGGCACUAAUCUGUCUUGCAGCAAGGCUGCUUUCUCCCUCCUCCCAUGUGCCUGGACACCACACACAGCCCAACACCUAGCGGGAAAGGGUUAACCAUGCACUUCUCCAAGCCUCCACACUUGUAGGUCGCAAAGACUCAACCAACUGCUUGGGGUGAAAGAGAAGCCAACCACAAGCCACAACCUCAUGCACCCCCGCGUGGCACCCAAGUCAGAGCAGAGGCAAACUAUUUUCUCGGCAAAGUGCUUCUCAAGGUCACAGGCGGCCAGCAAGGGUUCCUCCAAGCUGCUCCCUGGGUCCUAGAGCAUGAUAGACCUUUUGGCCCACAGUGAAACACCACUGGGUGGCACCAAGGAGGCGUAAUAGAGCAGAGAAGCCUCUCUCAGCCACCACCCCUGCUACACACAGGGGCAGGCAAUGGCCUGUAUUCUGUCAAACUAACCCCGGGUCUUCCUCUUGCUGCUCCCCUGUGGCUUCAUUGUGGAGCAGCCAUGUGUCCUGCCUUACAGAGGUCAGUCCUCUGGGUGAAGGGCGGUCUGGUCCAAGGCCAGUUUAAAGAUGAGAAACUGUAAGGAGGCUUCUCCUAACAGGAUUUUCUAGAAGAUAAUCGCAUUGAAAUUGCCCAUGGAAAGUUGGCACCUGGACAGCCGACUGAGCAGGCACACACAGCUCACAUGGUCACAGUCUCUCCCACCCUGACAAGAUGCAUUUAUGUUCCAAUUACAGUAGUUCCUAAAUUUGCAUUGUUACAUAUUUAUCAGCACCUGUAAUUUUUUUGCACAAAUAUGUGCCCUCUUUUGUCCCUUUUUUGGUGGUGAGGGUGAUGCCUUUCCUAUUUUGGGGCAAUGCACAAGUGGCCACCCCCCACUUCAUUGCCACAAUUUAUGUCAGAUAAUCAUUUCCUUUAAAGCACUUACUGUCUCUGAAAAGUAAAAAUAUCAAUACACUGUGGAUCUGAUUGUGCCGCAAAUGGAAGAGUCUGGCUUCUGGUGUCCAUUGGCUUCAUCAGGAUUUCUGUGUUUUCAGUUUAAAAUAAACAAUUGAUCAAAAAGCUUUCUACAUUUUGGGGAUGAGCAAAAAACAAAACCACCAGAGAAAAGAAAAUGCAAAUUCAACUAAAAGUAAAGACUUAAAAGGUGUCCUACAAUUUUACAUUAUCACUCCCAUGCCCUGGUGAUUUUAUUCUUUGUUUAAAACAUUUCCAUGUCACUUUUUGAAAGUGCUUAAGGCAGCUUAGAACAUGAUGAUUUUAAGUAUUUUAAGCUCAAAGCUGUGUGCACAAAAACAGGGUAGAAACCUGUACCUACAGCAGCAAAGCCAUCAUACCUCUCCCCCUGCCAGCCAUUAUCUCCAUGUCCAAAGGCCUUUUAGAAGAAACGGGCCAACACACCCAUCACUGGAUAUCAACAGGACAAGCCCAGAGAAGGACCUGUGAGGAGGCAGCAACGUCAGCAGAUCCCAGGAAGGGCAGAGGCUGGGAUAAGUGGUUCUCUGGACAUCUUCCCUCAAACCACAGGGCAGCAGGACCCAAGAGAAGCUGACAGGAAGCUGGCUGAAGCUGAUGAAGUCACCAGGGGAAAUUCCCAAGGGAGGGUGACUCCAGGGCACUGAGGGACUAUGAAAGCAGCUGGAGGAACAUUGGAAGCUUGCCCUAAAUUAGAGGAUACUGGCCUUUCCUUUUUGUUGCCAAAUGGGAGAAAUUGUUUGGAGCAAAGGCUGACAUCAUUGCUCUGGUGACAGUGCUCAGAAAUGGAAGUGCCUUCCUUGUGCCCCAGUCCAGGAAAGGGAGGCACAACUUUUUGCAAGCCCUGCUUCUCCGCUGAGGGAAGGUGGAAUAGGGCUGUUGAAGAUGAUCUCAACAGCAGAGAUGGGUAGAGUAUGUCAUUCUUAUAAGGACACAUUGAUGGGAAUCUGGAUUUCCAUGAGGGGGAAAAUCUGCAAUCUACCAAGUAGCCAUUGCCACAGUCUGCUGGGAAAGCUUCAUUCACUUCAGUGGGGCUUGUGCUGGAGAACUGGAUUGUGCCCCAUUGGCAAGAUUGGUUGUCUUGUCCCAUUCUGCCAGCAGCAAUGACACCUGCAUUGACUGCUUCACCCCUCCCACCUCUUGCCAAAAUCCAUUUAGUUUUCCACUCUGCUACAGUACAGUUUUGCCAGCAGGACAGAGUAUUGGGUGUUCAUUAUGUGUUCAUAUUCGCAUCAACCCUCCGAAACAAACCAGUUUUUUGUUUCAGCAAUUGGCAAAGAGAAUUAGCAAGGCCUUUUCUGUUACAACCCCAAAGCUGAGAAGAGAGUUCUCCAGAAAGAUACAUCAUCAGCCCGCAUCUCUUCUUAGCACUCAUCUUAAUGGGAGGCUCACAGUUCAGUGGUAGAAGCCUAGAGACCUUCGCCAUGCCAAACAUAUGCUCUGUCUCUGAGCUAUUACCCUUCCCCUUGGUUUGCUGCCUGGACCCAAGAAGGGAUUUCUUUUGCACUCCAUCCUAUUCCCACCCUUCCUACUAUUAUCACUGGACUAGGGCUGUCCCAGCUUGCCUUAGCUAUACCUUUUAGUUUUAGUACCCACUGCAGAGUUAAGUUUUAUUGUUGCAUGUACACCCCCCUUCUGUUUUAUGGGGCGUUUUGCCUUCUGCCUCUGCCUUCCUUCUUCCACUUCCCUCUUUUUACGCCCUGGAAAUAAAUGGACUUUAUUUAUAACAGGAGCAUCCCCUGCACUGGCGUAGAUGCAGCUCCUGCCUCUGAGCUCUGCCCACUUAGUAAGCCGAGCUUUAAACACCCCCUUCACUCUCUUUCUCUUUUUCUGUUAGGUUGACUACACUGUUGCUCGUCGGCCACGGCCUGGCCGACCCGUGAAAAACAGGAGGAGGAAACUGCCCACAUAG